Cornus florida is the source of this 1590-nucleotide messenger RNA. Its product is annotated as bifunctional nitrilase/nitrile hydratase NIT4A. NCBI's taxonomy places the organism in Eukaryota, Viridiplantae, Streptophyta, Magnoliopsida, Cornales, Cornaceae. The coding region runs from base 113 to 1162 and encodes 349 amino acids. Gene Ontology annotation, biological process: detoxification of nitrogen compound. The record is from RefSeq and is a predicted model, not a curated record. Gene Ontology annotation, molecular function: nitrile hydratase activity; nitrilase activity. The transcript is spliced from 5 exons.
ACUAAAAUCCAAAGCAUACAUGUAUAGGUUCAAGGUAUGCAAAGACCCCCCAACGGCCACCACUCGUCACUCCCACCAACGAUAUAAGACGCAGACGUGAAAAACAAAUCACAUGGCUCUAGUUCCAGCAGCCAUCAACGACGGACCUGUGUUUGCCGAGGUCGAGAUGGCCGCAGACUCCUCCUCCGCACCAACCGUCCGAGCCACCGUCGUCCAAGCCUCCACUGUCUUCUACGACACCCCCGCCACUCUAGAUAAGGCUGAGAGAUUGCUGGCUGAAGCUGCCUCAUAUGGUUCCCAGUUGGUAGUGUUUCCAGAGGCAUUUGUGGGUGGUUAUCCGCGCGGUUCAAAUUUUGGUGUUAUAAUCGGUAACCGUACCGCAAAGGGUAGAGAGGAGUUCCGGAAGUAUCAUGCUGCAGCCAUUGAUGUGCCUGGUCCUGAAGUUGAGCGAUUGGCUGCAAUGGCUGGAAAAUACAAGUUGUAUCUAGUUAUGGGUGUGAUAGAGAGAGAUGGAUAUACACUCUAUUGCACAGUUUUAUUUUUUGAUUCUCAAGGUCGUUUUCUGGGAAAGCAUCGGAAAGUCAUGCCUACGGCAUUGGAACGUAUAAUCUGGGGUUUUGGAGAUGGAUCAACAAUUCCAGUUUUUGAGACUCCAGUUGGAAAAAUAGGUGCUGCCAUAUGCUGGGAGAAUAGAAUGCCACUGUUAAGGACUGCAAUGUAUGCGAAAGGCAUUGAAAUAUAUUGUGCACCUACAGCUGAUUCCAGGGAUGUAUGGCAAGCAUCAAUGACCCACAUUGCUCUUGAGGGUGGAUGUUUCGUUUUAUCAGCCAACCAGUUCUGUCGGAGAAAAGAUUACCCACCUCCUCCGGAGUAUGUGUUUUCAGGUGUAGAGGAAGAUCUCACACCAGAUUCUGUUGUCUGUGCUGGAGGCAGCGUCAUUAUUUCACCAUCAGGAGCUGUUCUGGCAGGCCCAAAUUAUGAAGGGGAAGCACUCAUUUCGGCUGAUCUGGAUCUUGGAGAAAUAGCGCGAGUGAAAUUUGAUUUUGACGUGGUUGGGCAUUAUUCAAGGCCUGAAGUGUUUAGUCUAAUUGUGAGGGACCAUCCAACAAACCCAGUUACUUUCACAUCUGCAGCUGGGAAAAAUGAAGUCUGUCAUGAGUAGCACUGGAGUGCUACCAACCAAAAAAAAAGAGAAGAGUUACUUGCACAAUAGAUAAUGGCCUCUUCACGAAUAAUUGGUUAGAUGACAUGGUUGUGACCCCGUCUAGACUCCAGAUUAAGCCAGGUGAAUUGGUAGUGGUUAUAGUUUUUCAUGUCUUCAACUCGACUGUGAUUACAUCCCGAGUCAAGGGUUAUCCGUUGUUAUGACUCCCUGGGUUGUAGUGUUUAUUGCUGCAUAGUUGGAUUGACAUGUAGCUCUUGUUAAUCUAAAAAAAUUAUCUGGUCAUCACGUUCAUGUGUUCUUAUAAUUUUGUUGUUCAAAAUUGAUGUACAAGAACCUUCUUGUGUAUAUCUGUGUUGGUAACUUGAUGCCAUUUAAGUUGGCUUGUUCUGUUAAAUGUUAGUGAUCAAGAUACUCGGUUUCCUAUU